This is a messenger RNA of Penicillium macrosclerotiorum, 504 nucleotides long. RefSeq lists its product as uncharacterized. The transcript has a single exon. The record is from RefSeq and is a predicted model, not a curated record. Lineage: Eukaryota; Fungi; Ascomycota; Eurotiomycetes; Eurotiales; Aspergillaceae. The coding region runs from base 1 to 504 and encodes 167 amino acids.
AUGUCUGUGACAACAUCAAGCACUGUUUCUUCUGCUUCGGCAACCUCCAGCUGCCAUGCAAAGCUGUAUGACAUCCCGACGCACGAUGCCGCAUGCGCCAUGCCGAUCAAGAGUAACUACUCUUCGAUCAUGAGCAGCUGCUGCUCCUCAGCAUCUGUCGUUGAGUAUGACAACUGUGAUUAUUACUGCCUGGCUCAAGGCCAAACUGUUGGUGCUUUGGCCGAGUGUCUCAUCAAGGCUUCUGAAGCCGGCGAGGUCUGGUGCAACACGAACGCCAAUGCGACGGCCACAGCCACGGCAACAGCUACUGGAACCGGCGUGGUGACUCUGGGAGCUACCACCACCGGGGCUGAUUCCACGGCCUCGGCCACUUCUAGCGGUGCCACUGCAGCAUCGACUGCGAACGCUGGUGCUGCUGUGGUUGCGCCUCAACCUCUUUCGAAGUCGGCUAUGGGAAUGGUGGGACUUUUGCUGGCGGGAUCCUUGGCUGGGCUUUUCAUUUAA